Messenger RNA from Oikopleura dioica, 456 nucleotides. The record is from the annotation of a GenBank genome assembly. NCBI's taxonomy places the organism in Eukaryota, Metazoa, Chordata, Appendicularia, Copelata, Oikopleuridae.
AUGCCGAAAAAUCAAGAGAAUGAAGAAUCAGCUGGAGUCGGAAAUGCGGCUCUUUUUGGUGAAGUCAAAAUGAAGAAAGCGAAGGAAAACGGCGUCAAAAAAGAAGCUGAAAAACCACUACCAGAGAAGAAAUCGAAAAGUCCUGAAAAAGAAGAAAAGCAAGAAACAAACAGUUUGAUGAACGCGAAGGGAACGGAGGAGUCAAAAAUGAAAAUGGAAGACGAGGCGCUGGAUCUUGUUGUUAAGGGUUUCAAACACUACCGAAAAGAAUCGAUACGACUUCAAGCAGAAAACGACAAGCUUUGGGAAGAAAACGAGCGAAUCAAAAAAGCUUACGAGAAACUCAAGGAUGACGCGAUGCAGCUGAAAAACUUGAUGAGUAUGGUGACUGGAGAAAUGUCAAGUGCGCUGGGUUUUAUGGAGAAAGCAUCCAAAGGCGAAGACGAAGAAGAAUAA